This is a messenger RNA of Triticum dicoccoides, 1964 nucleotides long. Its product is annotated as indole-3-acetaldehyde oxidase-like. NCBI's taxonomy places the organism in Eukaryota, Viridiplantae, Streptophyta, Magnoliopsida, Poales, Poaceae. The annotation marks the transcript as partial. Gene Ontology annotation, molecular function: oxidoreductase activity; iron ion binding; FAD binding. The record is from RefSeq and is a predicted model, not a curated record. The transcript has 3 exons.
AGGACAGUUGCUCACCACGUGCGAUCCAAACAACUAGAAAAAAAAAUCAAAAGGAAAGCACGUUCUUGGGUUGGGUUGAGAUGGAGAUGGGGAAGGAGACGGCGAGGGUGGUGGUGCUGGCCGUGAACGGCGUGCGGCGCGAGGCGGCGGGGGCGGACGUCCACCCGUCCAUGACGCUGCUGGAGUUCCUCCGCACCAAGACGCCCGUCCGGGGGCCAAAGAUCAGCUGCGGCGAAGGUGGAUGCGGCGCAUGCGUGGUGCUCAUCUCCAAGUACGACCCGGCCACCGACGAGGUGACCGAGUUCUCGGCCAACUCCUGCCUGACGCUCCUCGGCACACUGAGCCACUGCUCGGUGACCACCAGCGAGGGCAUCGGCAACACCCGUGAUGGCUACCACCCCGUCCAGCAGCGCCUCUCCGGCUUCCACGCCUCCCAGUGCGGCUUCUGCACCCCCGGCAUGUGCAUGUCCAUCUUCUCCGCGCUCGUCAAGGCAGACAAGCCCGGCCAUGCCGCCCCGGCGCCGCCGGCUGGGUUCUCCAGGCUCACCUGCUCGGAGGCCGAGCACGCCGUCUCGGGCAACCUCUGCCGCUGCACCGGCUACAGGCCCAUCGUCGACGCCUGCAAGAGCUUCGCCGCGGACGUCGACCUCGAGGAUCUCGGCCUCAACUCCUUCUGGAAGAAAGCCGCCGACGACCGUGCCGACGUUGGCAAGCUGCCGCAGUACUCCGCCGGCUCUGUCUGCACAUUCCCCGAGUUCCUCAAGGCCGAGAUCAAGUCCAACAUUGGCAAGCUGCCAGAGCACUCCGCCGGCUCCGUCAGCGACGAUGGCUGGUACUACCCCAGGAGCAUCCAGGAGCUCGACAACCUCUUUGACGCCAACUGGUUCGAUGAAACUGCAGUCAAGAUCGUGGCGUCCAACACCGGCGCCGGAGUGUACAAGGAGCAAGACCUCUACGAAAAGUACGUCGACAUCAAAGGGAUUCCGGAGUUGCUGGUCAUCGACAGGAGCAGCAAGGGGGUGGAGAUCGGGGCAGCCGUGUCCAUCUCCAAAGCAAUCGAGGUCUUCUCGGACGGCACUACUCCGGUAUUCAGGAAGAUCGCCGGCCACCUCGGCAAGGUGGCCUCGCCGUUCGUCCGGAACACGGCGACAAUCGGUGGCAACCUUAUCAUGGCGCAGCGGCUUCGGUUCCCGUCGGACAUCGCCACCCUUCUCCUCGCCGCCGACGCCACGGUCACCAUCCACACGGCGUCCAAGACGGUCUGCCUAUCACUGGAGGAGUUCCUGGAGCAGCCUCCCUUUGAUGCCAAGACCAUUCUGCUCAGCAUAUUUGUCCCUGAUUGGGGUUCAGAUAGUGUCAUCUUCGAGACCUCCAGAGCAGCCCCGAGGCCGUUCGGCAAUGCCGUGUCCUAUGUCAACUCUGCAUUCCUGGCAAGGACUUCAGGUGAUGCAGCAUCGGGAGACCUCAUCAUCCAGGAAAUCUGCCUCGCAUUUGGCGCUUACGGCGGCGUCGCCAUCCGGGCUCGGAACGUUGAGGAGUUCCUCAAGGGGAAAUCAGUGAGUGCACCUGUGGUACUUGAAGCAGUUCAGUUGCUGAAAGAUGUUAUCAGACCGUCACAAGACACCACGCACCCUGAGUACAGAGUCAGCUUGGCUGUGGCUUUCUUGUUCAGUCUCCUGUCUUCACUUGGCAAGGACCUCAUUGAACCGAGAAAGGCUAUUACGAAUGGUUCCACCGAGUCCUCGCCGGAGGUUGCCACUGAUAAUUUACCUAUUCGGUCAAGGCAAGAGCUGAUUUUCAGCGAGAAAUACAAACCAAUCGGGAAGCCAAUCACGAAAGCUGGGUCAGAGUUACAAGCUUCAGGUGAGGCUGUCUAUGUUGAUGACAUCCCUGCUCCCAAGGAUUGCCUAUAUGGAGCAUUUAUCUACGGCACACACCCUCAUGCUCAUAUAAAAGGUUUCAAC